AUGGAGGGGGUGGAAAUCCAUCAGAGUGUAGAAGGGCAAACAACCACCACAUCUUGCGAAACUACGGCUGAACAACCGAAAGCACCACCGGAGAGUCAAUCUAGGAAGCCUUCCUUCAAAGAAACUGUGACAGGAGUGACGCAAGAAAGCAGCGAAGCGGAUGAUAUUGACUCUGAUGACGACGAGGUUGACAUGGACGAGGACCCCGAAUGCCCAGAGAUCACGUUAACUAAAGCGGAUAAAAUCCGUAUGAGAAAACCAUGGAGGCAAUCUUUGAUAGUGAAGGUGUUCGGCAGGAAAGUUGGCUAUACAGCCCUGGCUAGGCGAUUACAUGCGGUAUGGCGUCCCAAAGCAAGAAUGGAGAUCAUCUCUCUGGAUGACUUUUACCACGUUGUCCGCUUCUGGAGUGUUGAAGACUAUGAAUUCGCUAAGUAUGGUGGCCCAUGGACGGUAAUGGAUCAUUAUCUGAUUGUGCAAGAUUGGAAGCCAUACUUUGAUCCAAAAGCGGAUAAAACUGAGCGUGUCUUGGUUUGGGUUCGGUUUCCUGACAUGUCAGUAGAGUUCUAUGAUUAUCAGACCAUAAUGAGACUCGGGCGGAAGAUUGGGGAGCCAAAAUAUGUGGACGAGUCUACGAGCAUAGUAUCCAAAGGAAGGUUUGCGCGUAUGUGUGUCGAGGUUGAUAUCGCGAAGCCUCUCCUCUCCAAGUAUACAGCAGGCCGAAAGGUUAAACGCAUUGAGUAUGAAGGUUUGUACCAAAUAUGUUUCCAUUGUGGCAUCUAUGGUCACCAAGCAGAGCAGUGCGAGGCAAAAAACAAGGAGGAGGGUGGUGCUGAAACGGCUAACGACGGCGGCGGAGCUCCGGGAGAAGUUGACGGAGAAACAAAUAAGGAAAAUAAUACAUCUUUGGUAAUUCGCCCGGAGAUCGUGGAGAGAUUUGGCUCCUGGAUGAUUGCUCCUAAGCGCCAGUAUCGAUCGAAUAAUGCUCAGUAUGGUAGGAAUAUCCACAAGGAUGGUAAGGAUGUGCCUGGUACAAGCAAGUCCAACGGUAAUCUCCCUAAUGCUGCUAGAAUAAAAAGUAAUGCGAAAGGGAAGCAAAAAGAAGCUGAAAAUCAGGGAAUUAGUAUUGCAUCCAGAUUUGCGCCUUUAAGAGAAGAAAAUGAGGAGCAGAUUGACGUGGAAAUUAAUGAAUCAAAUGGGGAGGAUAAUGGAGCUACUUUUAAUAAUAAGGGGAAUAAUAACAAGGAUAAAGGGAAGAGACCAAACGUACAGAUCACAGAAAAACAACUCGCAAAUGACAUGAGCACCUCCAACAGAUCCAAACAGCCUUCCAAGCAGACCCAAGUGACCCCUUCUUCCAAUGCAAAUACGUCACGAAAGAAUACAAAGAGUAACCAAGCUGCGGCAGAAGAGACUCAUACUGUGGCGCGAGGUAACUUACGGGACAAAUCGUCGGUUAGUACAAUUUUAUUUAAUGAUCAACUAACCCCCCCUAUGCAAGGCAUUCUGGAGGGGAGUUCUCUUGAGCAUCAUGGUGAUCCUCCUGACCCUAUUGAGGUUAAUAUGGAGGACGAACCAUGGCAUGAGUGUGAUGAUGAGCCUGGCAGUGGUGGCACCCCGAAAGGGGGCGCGACCUGA
Ipomoea nil (Japanese morning glory) is the source of this 1635-nucleotide messenger RNA. RefSeq lists its product as uncharacterized. Gene Ontology annotation, molecular function: zinc ion binding; nucleic acid binding. The record is from RefSeq and is a predicted model, not a curated record. The transcript has a single exon. Lineage: Eukaryota; Viridiplantae; Streptophyta; Magnoliopsida; Solanales; Convolvulaceae. Bases 1 to 1635 code for a protein of 544 amino acids.